Molecule: messenger RNA, 859 nt
Organism: Nannospalax galili (Upper Galilee mountains blind mole rat)
Lineage: Eukaryota; Metazoa; Chordata; Mammalia; Rodentia; Spalacidae
Product: sulfotransferase 6B1-like
Exons: 6
Coding region: 1-858 (285 amino acids)
Biological process (GO): sulfation
Cellular component (GO): cytoplasm
Molecular function (GO): sulfotransferase activity
Source: RefSeq, a predicted model, not a curated record
AUGUCCGCCCAGAAUCAGCUGAGUGCCCUUCAUACAUACAAAGGCGUCCUCUUCUCCUCCUUGUCUUCCGAAGAAGUCCUUAAAUCCUUGGAUUCCUUUGAUGCCAGAGAAGACGAUGUAUUUCUGGUUUCCUACCCCAAGUCUGGCACUCAUUGGGUGGCAGAGGUCGUUGAGAACAUUCCCAGUGCUGGAAUUACUCUCACGUCUCCUAUUGAAUUGGGAGACAUUUCAAAAUUUGAAGAGCUAAAAAUGCAUUCGAAGAGAAGAGUCAUUCCAACGCAUUUGAGCUACGACAUGCUACCUGUGACCGUUAAACAAAAACAAUGCAAGAUUAUCUAUAUUGUCAGAAAUCCGAAAGAUACAGCCGUCUCUCUCUUCUACUACUACAAAGACAACCCCAAUCUUCCCUCCAUUGAAACAUGGGCUGCGUUUUUAGAGCUAUUUCUCAAAGGAGAUGUUGUGUAUGGCUCCUGGUUUGAUCACGUUUUGGGCUGGGAAGAACACAAAAAUGAUAAGAAUAUCCUAUUCAUAUUCUAUGAAGAGAUGAAGAAGGAGUUUGCUAAAAGCCUAAAGAAAAUAACUACUUUUCUUGACAUCAACGUGAGUGACAGCGAAAUGAGUAAGAUUGCUCAGAAGACAUCGUUCAGCACUAUGAAAAAUAACGCAGUCAAAGAAAACUGUGACCCUAACCACAUCAUCUGUGCCCUCACAUCUGACAGGAACCUGGUAUUUAGAAAAGGAGUGGUAGGUGACUGGAUAAACUACUUCACUCCGAAGCAGAAAACAGUCUUUGAUGAACUAUUCGGAGAGAAAAUGAAACACAGUGAACUGGGAAGAUGCUUGCAGGAGUACUUGUAAU